CACUUUGCGGCGGCAGUUCAGUCCGCCCGGCCCGCCAGCUGAUGUGUGUCGCGUGAGGAACUGGAACGAGUCGGUUGCUACUUCAGGAUUUUCCGCCGCCAUGUUGGCAACAUCACGCCACCUGCGCGCGCCGCUGCUGAUCGUCAGCUGUCUGCUAGUACAGCGCUCCGCCGCCAGGGACACGAAUGAAGGAGCUGACAGCUGGAACGCGGCGGCGCGGGAGGAGCUGACGGCGGCGCUGCGGGUCAGGUGGAACGAGGGCCAGGCCAGGAACGUGGUGCUGUUCGUCGGGGACGGCAUGGGCCCGAGCACCGUCACGGCGGCCAGGAUCUACCGCGCCAAGGAGGAGGGCCGCCUGGCCUUCGAGCACUUCCCCCACGUCGGCCUGCUCAAGACGUACAAUGCGGACAGGCAGGUCCCCGACUCGGCGUCCACCGCCACGGCGCUGUUCAGCGGCGUCAAGGGGAACUACAAGACGGGCGGCGUCGACCAGUCCGUCCAGAUGGACGACUGCGAGGCAUCGCUGAGGCCGGAGGCGAGGCUGAAGAACAUGCUGCACUGGGCCAUCGAGGCGGGCAAGGACACUGGCUUCGUGACAACGACCCGGGUGACGCACGCGACCCCCAGCGCCUUGUAUGCGCACCACGCCAACAGGAACUGGGAGUGCGAGCAGAGGAUGCCCGCCUCGGCUUCGCGCUGCAAGGACAUCGCCCGCCAGCUGGUGGAGGACGAGCCGGGCAGGAGCAUCAAGGUGAUCAUGGGCGGAGGGCGACAGUGCCUGAACACGAACCUGACGCUCGGGCCCUCGGACCCGCUGGACACGUGGUCCUGCCGCCGACAGGACGGUCGCGAGCUGGUGUCCGCCUGGAGGCAGGACAAGGAGGCCCGCGGGCUGAGGCACGCCGUCCUGGCCAACACGCGCGACCUGCGCCAGAUGGACGUCGACGACACCGACUACGUCCUGGGUAUUUUCGCCAACGGACACCUAAUGUACGACUUCGAAAGGGACAAAAGUCCAGACGGAAUGCCCUCGCUGAAAGAGAUGACCUCAGUUGCCAUUAAAGUCCUGAGCAAGAACGAGAAAGGAUUCUUCCUAAUGGUCGAAGGCGGCAUGAUCGACAUGGCCCACCACCGCGGCUACGCCAGCCGCGCCCUGAACGAGACGGCGGCCAUGUCGGACGCCGUGCAGGAGGUCCUGGACUGGGUCCGGCUCAUGGAUAGGACGGACACCCUGGUGAUCGUCACCAGCGACCACGCCCACGCCUUGUCCAUCAACGGCUAUCCGGCCCGCGGCAACGACAUCCUCGGCGUGGGCGGGAGGUCCAAAGCAGACGGCGUGCCGUUCACGACGCUGACCUACGCCACGGGCGACCUGCAUGCCUACAACUACAGUGUCGGGCCGAACGGCACCGUGGUCAGGCCGGACCCCAGCACUGUGGACACCACCAGCUUCCACUACCACCAGCAGGCGGCCAUAACCUCCGACGAGGCCCACCACGCCGGAGUGGACGUCGCCGUCUACGCCACAGGGCCGAUGGCGCACCUGUUCCACUCGCUGCACGAGCAGAACUACGUGGCCCACGUGAUGGCCUACGCGGCCCGACUGGGGCCGUACGCCCCUUCCUCCGGGGCCCGGGGACUGCCUCAGGCGGGGACCGUCCUCGUGGCGACAGUCGUCUGCGCGCUCGUCACCUUCCGGCUCUGACGCCGGCUGGUGCGGCCCGGCUAGUGGGGCUUUGCGAUACCUCUCUCUCUUUCUCUCUCUCUCCUCUCUCUUUCUCUCUCUAUCUCCUCUCUCUUUCUCUCUCUCUAUCUCUCAUUCUCUCUCCCCUCUCUCUUCUCCCUCUCUACUCUUUCUUCCUGUCUCUCUAUAGCGCGCGCGACCGUCGAUACCCGUGCGAUCUAUCGUUCACUACAACAAGGGCAGAAACCGCUAAGGGGUCGUCACGUGAUGUUUUUUUAGCAAAUUUUUAACCCCCCCCCCCCUCCCCCUUAGUGAUUUGUGGUGAGAUUUCAGAUAAACCCCCCCCCCCCAAUAAAUCACGCGUAUUUUUUGGUGCAAAAUAUUUUUAAAAAUUUCGGAAUAUUAUUUUUAAAUAUAGGUGUAAUCUAAUUUAAUUCUGGAAAAUUAAGCACAGUGAUAAAAAUGUCCAGACACACAUUUAGGUUGCAGGUUUAUUCUCACUGGCAUAAAAAUAAUAAAGGAAAGGCUUGUAUGUGAUUUACGCAUGUAUUCGGCGCCAAAAUCACAGUCUUACUGGCGACUGGCAAGCCGAGCCGGGUGGUUCAUGUUGUGGCGGGCGGGGAUAUUGUUGCCUGGCUACGGCGAGUCAAGGUCACGCAUCGCUUUUCGGUUUAGUAGAAAUCGGGCGAAAAAAAAAAUACACGUGAUAUCUCUCUACACCCCCCUCCCCCCUUGUGAUAUUUCGUGAUUUUUCCCGACCCCCUCCCCGCCCCUUUCGAGCCUCACGUGAUUAAUGGAUGAUCCCUAAAGUGCUAAAGUGUAAAACUGAAAAUAUAUAACAUGGGCUGUGGCAGCUAGCAGAUAGAAUAAAAAUACACACACACACAACCUGAACAGAUGACUGGAACGCACCAUCAGGAGGGGAGGGAACACAACAGCACUAAUCGAGUUUAUUAAAAUAAUAAAAUAAUGACACUAAGAACCAAAUACGGUGCAGUAAAACCUUGAAACUUUGUUGGGAAUGUACUGCUGAUGAGCAUUGGAAACAUUAUCUAAACCUCAAAAUAUCGUGAUGUAUGUCACGUGAUUGUUAUUGCUUUUUUUCUCCCCCCCCCCCCUUACACCGUAUCAGAUUUUAAUAUAUGUAUAUAUAUGUAUAUAUAUAUAUAUAUAUAUAUAUAUAUAUAUAUAUCGUAUCGUGACCCAUACAACGACCUAUCACACAGCCCUACUUGCUGACUUACGCGGUCUUUGGCCUCGAGGUCGAGCUGUCGUCGGCCAAGUGUUGCAAAGCCGCACGGAGGCUGUGCCUCCAUUGAGGCCCCAUUUGGAAUUAUUUACAUUUUUUUAUAGUUCCAUUAUUUAAUUAACUACUUAUCCAAAUUUUAGGAAUGUCAGGCAUAAAUUAUAUACCCCAGGCCUUCUAUGCAUUGUUGCACCAAAAUUUUCCGCGUGGAAAUAAAUAACUUAUUAUGUUACGCGGAAGACCACAACUACCAUGAUAAUCACACCCGUUCACAAAUAGCCAAAGCUAAUCCUGUGCCAUGUCAAAGUUAAAAAAAAAAAAAGGAAUCUUUAUUGCAAGCGGUAUCAAAAUAUUUAAAAUUUCAAAGACUAAUCCGCCUUGGGGGUCCCGCCUCGUCAGGGGUGUAUUUGUAUUGGUGAGUGGUAACACUCACUAACUGCCAUCACAGUGGUAGCCUUACCAUUUAUAUGGCCGAGAAAUGACGAUAAGGGUGGAAUGCAUGAGUCCACAGCUUUGAGCUUAGAGGCGACACCGCGCUAGAAGCACCACAGAGCGUCGCACCUAUCAUCCCGCCUCACUGACACAGAUGCACCCAUGACUAGGCGGAUCCCUUUCAGCCAUGAAGCAAGUCGAUGCAAGCAGAUGAGAACACCAGCGGUGUGACUCCGCUGGUCCGACGUUGCCAAACCUCGCAAGCCGAGAUAGCCCACUCCCGCUGCGGAAACUAUUGUGCUCACUGAGAGUUGGUACCAGUUCGCCAGUAAAGAGAGGUAUUACCUGCGAACGUGACUUGAGAUAUUGCAACAUGAUGGUGCACAGUUUAGAGAUUGUAAACCAUUCUUUGGCUGCCGCUAUAAAGCGUCUCUCAUCUUCAAAUUGCAGUGUGCAUUUUAAUGGGCAUCCACUCUCUCUUUACAAUGCGUGGUAUCUGCUAUUAGCGCUGUCCUUGUUUCCAUGUAGGCCUACUAUGUUGCCAGAUAUGCCCAAAGAGUAUACACAUGUUUUAGACGAAACUUUAUAAUGUAACGAAAAUUUUUAAAAAACGUGUAAAAAAUAUUUUUAAAAUAACAUCUGUAAUGAGAAUUUUGUAAAUACGUUUUCUUGUACUUAUUUCACCAAGAGCUUCAUCUGAUGAUAUUAAAUUUUUACCUUUAAGAAAACCUAACUGACAGACACCAUCUCUAUUCAACCGUUUGUGCCAUCAAUUAUUUUAAAAUCAUUUCAUAUUAAAAAUUUUGACUUUGUUUGGCCAUAGUACAUAAUUAAUGGACUGUCUUGUUAUUAACAGUGCCCGACUGCUACAAAUAAUUUUUCCAGUUCAAUAGUAAUAUUUUUUUUAGUUUUUUUUCUCUCAGAAUUUAUACAGCUGUAAUAAUACUGUCAAGAGAUACUAUUUUGUGGUAUUAGAAAAAUCAACAAAGAGUAAAAUGAAAUAGUUAAAACUUAUUAUGAUUAUCACUAGGGGAAGGCAUUUUUCGCGAAAAUAUCUGAAAGCCUAUUAGACUGAAACAAGGUAUACCCUCACCAGCGGUUUCUGCCUUGUGAUUGGCGUCCGUCUGGGAGAGAGAUUUGACAGAGCCAUUCAGGACGCGUUUACUUCCGCACUGAAUCGCUGUGAUUGGUGUUGCUACAAUCGAUAUGUACCUGGGAGAAACUCGACCGAUCACGAUACACAGACGAUGCUACAGUGUUUUAACUUCCAGCUAGUCUCGAAAUCUUUUCGCGAAAUCUGCAUACCCCUAAUUAUCACUCAUAUACAAACUUAAAAAUUUUAACGUUAACAAGCAAGGUAGUAAGUAUAUCAAUCUGGCAACUGUGCUCUGUAAGCGGGAGAGACAGACUUUGGUGUUGGACGUCAUCUUCCUCGAACCACUCGGCGUCCGCACAUCCGAGAGCUACGUGUUCCCAUUGGCUGGAGGUCUUCUAGGGCGUGACGUCAGGGACAUAACUAGACUAGUCCCCACCCGGGGCAAGAACUCAUCCUGCCCCCCACCCCUCCCCGCCUCCUCACCCCUUUUUUUCCAAACCAACCAAACCAAAACCGUUUCCAACAACACUUCACAUCACCACUACACAUUUGAUUCCACUAUACUAUUCCAAAUAAAAUCGCGAUUUAACCAAGAUGGUAAAUAAAUAGAUUUAUUUGCAGUCAUUUCACUUUUAAUUCCUUGCAAGUUGAAUGGUACGCGAAAAAGAAAUUGCCAUUUUUUAAAUAUUUAACGAUAUGCAUGUAUGUAUCUUUCAAAACAAAUAAUUCAGUUCAUCUGCCCUCCAACAUUUUGUUGUGUUCUAAUGUUCUAACACUACGAUAUCUAUAGUAAUAAUUACACUACCAGUUUAGCCCCCCCCCCCCCCAACCCUACCCGUUCUCUACUUACGUCUAUGCGUGUCAGAGUGUCAAUCGUCCAAUUACGCACCAAGAAGAAACAAACAUUUUAUUUCAAGGACAACCUGGUAGUAAAAUAUACCACAAAAUGGGAGGAUCCCUACUUACAAAAAACUUCUUAUUGUUUUUAAAUGUGAUAAAUGUAACACACUGAAAAUUUGUUUUUUUAAUAACAUGUUAUCAAUCUCAAUAUUUGUCACGCCGGAAAAUACUUAUGUCAAAAAUGUGUGUGAUACAACUUCAGUAUUAUAGUAAAGUUCUUAAAAUUGUUUAGUUCCUAAGUCAGUAUUUUAAAUUAUUUACUCAUGUGUAUCCUACAUGUUAAAAAUAAAUUAAAUUAUUGGGU
Molecule: messenger RNA, 5662 nt
Organism: Bacillus rossius redtenbacheri
Lineage: Eukaryota; Metazoa; Arthropoda; Insecta; Phasmatodea; Bacillidae
Product: alkaline phosphatase-like
Exons: 9
Coding region: 101-1705 (534 amino acids)
Biological process (GO): dephosphorylation
Molecular function (GO): alkaline phosphatase activity
Source: RefSeq, a predicted model, not a curated record